Molecule: messenger RNA, 1117 nt
Organism: Lathyrus oleraceus (garden pea)
Lineage: Eukaryota; Viridiplantae; Streptophyta; Magnoliopsida; Fabales; Fabaceae
Product: non-specific lipid transfer protein GPI-anchored 31
Exons: 3
Coding region: 303-854 (183 amino acids)
Biological process (GO): lipid transport
Molecular function (GO): lipid binding
Source: RefSeq, a predicted model, not a curated record
AAAUAAAGACAUCUUAUUUUCUCUUAUUACACAUAAAUACCGUAGACUGUUACACAUCAGUCAUCACACAAACAGAUACACAGAUUCAUCCUCUUCAUAAAAAUCCUCUUUUUCUUGCAAAUUUUUUCAAAACUUUGCAAUUUCCAUUCAAAUUUCAAAAACAAAACUUUUCAAAACUUGCAUUUUCCAUUCAAACUAAAAAAACAAAAUAACACACAAAAAAAACCCUCAUCAAUCUUCACUACAUCCCUAUAUUUAACUAACUCCCCAUUACUCAUUCCUUUAUCCAUUCCCUCUUCGCCAUGGCACCAAAGUUUUCACUCAUUCUCUGCAUUUUCACCAUCUGGGCCAUUCAUUUCACCAACGCAGCUUCAUCAUCACACCAUGCUCCAUCACCCUCUGUUGAUUGUUCAACUCUUGUUCUAACCAUGGCUGAUUGUUUGUCAUUUGUUACAAAUGACAGUACCACAACCAAACCAGAAGGAACAUGCUGUUCUGGCUUGAAAACUGUCUUGAAAAGUGCUCCUUCUUGUCUUUGUGAAGCUUUCAAAAGCAGUGCUCAGUUUGGCGUUGUUUUGAAUGUUUCAAAGGCGCUGACUCUUCCUUCUGCUUGCAAAGUCUCUGCUCCCUCUCUCUCUAACUGUGGAUUGUCUGUAACCCCUGCUGCUGCUCCUGGUGUAAGUCUCUCUCCAGCAUCUUCUCCUACUGAAGCACCAGGUGUGGCCACUCCUGUGCUUCCAUCUAGAGUACCGGCAGCCGCGCCGGGCGUCAAGAGUGCGGCAGCAUCAGCAUUGCUCCCUAUUUCAGCAGGAUCCAUUCUUGUUUGUCUCUUAUUUCCAUUCUCAAGCAUUUGAGUAGCCAUGUUUAGUUUCAUUGAGAGUAGGAAGGUUAUGUCAUGAGGGAUUAUUUUGAGUUUUGAAGGUUUUUUUUGGAGUAUUAUUACCAUUAGAGCUAUUUUCUUUGUGUGUGCAAUUUAAACCUAUUCAUGUAUAUUUAUUUAUUUAUGAGUAGUGAAUCUUGCAUUUUUAUUUUGUGUUGAAUUGUUGAUAGUUAUGUGAUCCAUUUGAGUUGUUGACAAUGACAAGUACAUGGUAUGUUACAUGGUAUUGUGGUUGAA